Messenger RNA from Lemur catta (Ring-tailed lemur), 5978 nucleotides. RefSeq names its product scavenger receptor cysteine-rich type 1 protein M160-like. NCBI's taxonomy places the organism in Eukaryota, Metazoa, Chordata, Mammalia, Primates, Lemuridae. The transcript is spliced from 20 exons. Bases 136 to 4485 code for a protein of 1449 amino acids. Gene Ontology annotation, cellular component: membrane. The record is from RefSeq and is a predicted model, not a curated record.
GUACCAUGAACUCAAUUUUACAGUCUUCUCUUUUCCAAAACACAGAUCUGUUUUCACACAUGGGUAUGCUUCUGGGGGCAUAUAUAAGCAGACCCAGGAAUUAAAUCUUAGGACUCAGGAAGAGAUAGUACCAUAAUGAUGCUGCCUGAAAACUCUUGGCAUGUUGAUUUUGGAAGAAGCUGCUGUCAUCAGAAUCUUUUGUCUGCUGUGGUAAUUUACAUCCUGCUCCUGAAUUCCUGCUUUCUCACAAGCAGUUUUAAUGGAACAGAUCUGGAGUUGAGGCUGACUGGUGGAGACAGUCCCUGCUCUGGGAGAGUAGAGGUGAAAUUCCAGGGAGAGUGGGGAACUGUAUGUGAUGAUGGUUGGAACAAUGCUGUCAUGACUGUUGUGUGCAAACAGCUAGGAUGUCCAUUUUAUCAAACCACACUUGGUCUUGGAAAAGCCAUGCCUGGACGUGGAACUAUUUGGCUUGAUGAUGUUUCCUGUUAUGGGAAUGAGUCAGCUCUUUGGGAAUGUCAACACGAGCAAUGGGGAAGCCAUGACUGUAGUCACACAGAAGAUGCUGGAGUGACCUGUUAUGAUAAAGCCAAUCUGGAUUUGAAGCUGUGGGGUGGAAGCAGCUCCUGCUCAGGAAGAGUGGCGGUGAAAUUCCGAGAAAGGUGGGGGAGUAUAUGUGAUGAUGGUUGGGACUUGAAUGCUGCUGCUGUGGUGUGCAGGCAACUGGGAUGCCCAUCUUCUUUCAUUUUCUCUGGAGCCACUGCUAUCACAGUUACAUUUGGCCCCGUUUGGCUGCACGAUAUUUCCUGCCAUGGGAAUGAGACAACACUCUGGAAUUGCAGACACAGUGGAUGGGGACCUCACUACUGCAGUAACCUUAAGGAUGUCACAUUAACUUGUGCUGAUGGUACUGAUCUUGAACUACGGCUUGUGGGUGGAAGCAACCGCUGUGUUGGGAGAGUAGAGUUGAAAGUUCAAGGAAAGUGGGGGAACAUAUGCCACAAUGACUGGAACAACGCUGCUUCUGAUGUAGUGUGCAAGCAGCUGGGAUGUGGAACUGCACUUCAUUUCGCUGGCUUGCCUCAUUUGGAAUCAGGCUCUAGUACUAUAUGGCGUGAUGUUUUCUCCUGCUCUGGUAACGAAUCUUUUCUUUGGGACUGCAGACACGGAUGGGUAAAUCAUUUUUGUAGUCAUCAGAAGGAUGUGUCUGUGAUCUGCUCAGAUGGAGCAGAUUUGGAGCUGCGACUGGCAGAUGGAAACAGCAAUUGUUCAGGGAGAGUGGAGGUGAGAAUCCAUGGACAGUGGUGGACAAUAUGUGACCAAGACUGGAACAAUAAGCAAGCCACUGUGGUUUGUAAACAGCUAGGAUGUCCAUUUAGUGUCUCUGGCAGUGGCUAUGCUAAACCUAGUAAAGAAUCUAAAGAAAUGUGGAUAAACAGCAUAUCUUGCACUGGAAAUGAGUCAGCUCUCUGGGACUGCAUAUAUGAUGGAAAAGCAAAAGGAAUAUGUCUCCAAAGAUCAGAUGCUGGAGUAAUCUGUUCUGAUGAGUUGGAUCUGGACCUCAGGCUCACCGGGGGAGAAAGUCCUUGUUAUGGGAUAUUGGAGGUGAAAUACCAAGGAGAGUGGGGGACUGUGUGUCAUGACCUAUGGAGCACAAGGAACGCAGCUAUUGUGUGUAAAAAAUUGGGAUGUGGAAAUCCUGUCCGCAUAUUUGGCAUGACCCUGCGUGGGAGAGCAUCAGGACCUAUUUGGCUGGAUGAUGUUUCUUGCAUUGGAAAUGAGUCAGACAUCUGGGACUGCAAACACCGUGGAUGGGGAAAGCAUAACUGUUUACAUGAGGAGGAUGUGAUUGUGAGCUGCUCAGGCAAUGAAACGUGGAGCCUGAGACUGGUGGAUGGCCCCAACCAUUGCUCAGGAAGACUGGAGGUGAAGUUUCAAGAACAAUGGGGCACAGUAUGUGGUGACGGUUGGAACAGUAAUAAUGCAGCUGUGGUGUGUGGCCAACUGGAUUGUCCAUCUUCUAUCAUUGCCAUGGGUCUGGGAAAUGCUUCUAUGGGAUCUGGAAAAAUUUGGCUUGAUGAUGUUUCCUGCUAUGGGGACGAGUCAGCUCUCUGGUCAUGCAGGCAUAGAGGAUGGGGAAUGCAUGACUGCAGUCAUAGGGAAGAUGUUGGAAUGACCUGUUCUGAUGAAUCGAAUGUGGAACUAAGGCUUGUGGGUGGAAGCAGCAGGUGUGCUGGAAGAGUCGAGGUGAAAGUCCAGGGUGCCAAGGCAACCCUGUGUGCUAGCAGCUGGAGAAUGAACGUUGCUAAAGUUAUUUGCAGGCAACUUGGAUGUGGGUCUGCAGUCAGUGCCUCCAUACAGCCUUAUUUCACAGGAGACACAUUACACACGUUGCAGUUUCAAGUUGUCUGCGCUGGAAGUGAAGCCUCCCUCUGGGACUGUGUACCCUGGAGGUGGUCACGGUGUUUUUCUCAUGUGGAAGCUAAUUUGAUCUGCUCAGCUCACAGGCAGCCCAGGCUGGUUGGAUCUGACAGUCCCUGUUUUGGACGUGUUGAAGUGAAACAUGCAGAUACAUGGAGCUCUGUCUGUGAUUCUGACUUCUCUGUCUCUGCUGCCAAUGUGCUGUGCCGACAAUUAAAUUGUGGAGAGGCCAUGUCUCUUUCUGUGGGAGCUCACUUUGGAAAAGGGAAUGGCAAAACUUGGGCUGAAAAGUUCCAGUGUGAAGGGAACGAAACUCACCUUGCACUGUGCCCCACAGUGCACCAUCCAGAAGACACCUGUCACGAUGGCAGAGAAGUUGGAGUUGUCUGUUCUCGGUAUACAGAUGCCCGACUUGUGAAUGGCAAAUCCCAGUGUGAGGGGCAAGUGGAGAUCAAGGUGCUUGGAUACUGGGGCUCCAUCUGUGACACCCACUGGGACCUGGAAGAUGCCCAUGUCCUAUGCAGGCAGCUCAACUGUGGGUUUGCUCUCUCAACCACAGGAAGAAAAUAUAUUGGAGAAGGAAAAGGUCAUGUUUGGGGGCACAAGUUUCAUUGCUUAGGGAAUGAGUCACUUCUAGAUAAUUGUCCAAUGACAGUCCUUGGAGCAGGUCCCUGUACCCAUGGAAACACUGUCUCUGUGACCUGCAUAGGAAACAAGACCCAGCUAUGGUUCCCAUGCCCUGAAAACGUAUCUAGCCCAUAUUUGUCUGCUGUUCCAGAAGAUGGUGCUUUCAUCUGCUCAGAGAGCCGACAGCUCCGCCUGGUGGACGGGGGCAGCCGCUGUGCCGGGAGAGUGGAGAUCUACCAUGAGGGCUCCUGGGGCACCAUCUGUGAUGACAGCUGGGACCUGAGCGAUGCCCACGUGGUGUGCAGACAGCUGGGCUGUGGACAGGCCCUGAAAGCCCUGGGCUCUGCUCACUUUGGGGAGGGGUCAGGGCCCAUCUGGCUGGACGACCUGAACUGCACAGGAAAGGAGUCCCACGUGUCUAAGUGCCCUUCCCGGGGCUGGGGGCAACACAACUGCAGGCACAAGGAGGAUGCAGGGGUCACCUGCUCAGAAUUCACAGCCUUGAGGCUCUACAGUGAAACUGAAAUGGAGAGCUGUGCUGGGAGGUUGGAAGUCUUCUACAACGGGACUUGGGGCAGUGUUGGCAGGAGGAACAUCACUGCAGACACAGCUGGGGUUGUGUGUAGGCACCUGGGCUGUGCAGAGAAUGGAGUUGUCAGCCUAGCCCCUUCAAACAAGGCAGGCUCUGGUUUCAUGUGGGUGGAUGACAUACAGUGUCCUAAAAUGCAUAUCUCCAUAUGGCAGUGCCCAUCUGCCCCAUGGGAGCAGAGGAUCUCUAGCCCAGCAGAAGAAACCUGGAUCACAUGUGAAGAUAAAAUAAGAAUUACUGGAGGAGACACCAAGUGCUCUGGGAGAGUGGAGAUCUGGUACGAAGGCUUCUGGGGCACAGUGUGUGACGAUUCCUGGGACCUGGCAGAGGCAGAAGUGGUGUGUCAGCAGCUGGGCUGUGGCUCUGCUCUGGCUGCCCUGGGGGAAGCAGCAUUUGGCCAGGGGACUGGACCCAUCUGGUUGGAUGAGAUGCAGUGCAAGGGAAACGAGUCAUUUCUAUGGCACUGUCAUGCCAAACCUUGGGGACAAAGUGACUGUGGACACAAGGAAGAUGCUGGUGUGAGGUGCUCUGGACAGUCGCCAAAGUCACUGAACACCUCAGGUCAUUCAGCACUUAUUUUAUCUGGGAUUGUGGGGCUCAUUCUCCUGGCUCUGUUUGUUCUAUUUCUCGUGCGGUCUCGAGUUCAGAAACAAAAACAUCUGCCCCACAGAGCUUCAUCAAGAAGAAGGGAUUCUCUAGAGGAGAACCUGUUCCACGAGAUGGACACCUGCCUCAAGAGAGAGGAACCAUGUCAGACGAGAACCUCAGAUGACACCGUCACCCAUCGUUGUGAAGAUGCUGGCCACACAGCACUGCUGGAAGUUCUUCCUGCCUCUGAAGCCAUGAAAUGACUUUGGGCUUCCAAGGACUACUAGAUCAGACUCUAAAUAUCUUUGAAGGAGACAGCAACUUUUAAAUGAGUGAAGAGGAAGUCAAAUUGCAUUAUGGAAAAUUGGUUCAAACAAUAUUUCCUAAAAAAUAGGAGAACAGCUCAAUUGAUAAAGACUGGUGGUAUUAAAUAAUAAAAGUUAGAUUAUGUGUAUCACUAUUAUAGGCUGAAUGUUUGUAACCUUACCAAAAAAAUUCAUAUGUUGAAAGCCUAAACUCCAAUGUAAUGGUAUUAGGAGGUGAAGGCUUCCGGAGGUGAUGAUGUCAUGAGGGUGGAGCCCCCAUAAAUGGAAUUAGAUCUUUUAUUAAUAGGACCUCAGAGAGCUCUCCCACUGUUUUCCACUACUUGAAUGUACACUGAGAUGACAACAGUCUACAACCUGGAAGAGGAUCCUUAACCAGACUCUGACCAUGCUGGCACUCUGACCUCAGUCUUCCAACCUCCGGAACUAGGAGAAAUACUUUUCUGGUUGUUCACAGGCCAUCCAGUUCAUGGUAUUCUGUUACAGCAGCCUAAAGUACGAUAAGCACUAAUUAAAAACACUCCACACCUACUCCUACUCCUGCUACACAAUGAAAAAAAUUAUUUGAGGCUGACUUAUAGCUGUGGUUAUAGUUCAAAUUACUUUAAUUCCAUAGAGAUUUGCAUGUAGAGAGCAUCAUUUUCAAAACUGAAUGUCAGAAUAAUCUUUAUUUUUAUACCUGCUAGAUUUAUUCAUGAUGGCUUUGCUCAAUUGCCUUUGCUUCCAGUUUGGCUUCCUCAGAGUUUGAACAUACCAUAGUUCCCACAGGAAUUAUAACAAAUAUAUCAUAGUAACCAAUACCUAUCUCAAUGGUAAAAUAAUUUCAGAAAAGCAGUUGGCUUCAUGAAGUUCUUACAAGGGAUGUAAAGUAGAAAAAGAGGACUACGUUACUAGAAGAGAAAUUUUUAAAUCUUUAAGCCACCAAAUAGCUUUUUUUCGUUUAGUUGGAGAUCCUAAAAAUCAGGAGACUUUGGUCUACAAAUCUGAGCAGAAAGAAUAAAUAGCCCGCUUGCCAAGAGAAGCUUGUUUUGAAAGCUGCUUCUCAAAUGAGAGCAAGAUCUUAGACUGUGCUUCAAAUACCAGGACCUAGCCAUGCAACAUGCUUGCAAUAUAUAUACUGUGAGGAAAUAUAGCAGAGUUUAAAUAUUAAAAUUUAACCCUAACCAAUCAAUAUAUGUUCAAUUAACAUUGUUGUCCUGAAGUAAAAUUAUUAUAAGUUUCUGUGCAAAAAUGCAGAGGUAUCCUUAUUUCUAUACAUGGAAACUUUAGGUUUUUAUUACAAAAUAAAUAUGUAUUUCAAAAAAUGAAAAAUAUUGAAAGAACAAUAAUACUAAAAAUUCUAUCAUUCUGAAAUGAUCACUGUUAAUAUUUUAGAAUGUUUCUUUCAAUCUUUUCUCUGUCCUCACUCUUGAAUAUAAAUGAAUGCAUAUUGU